AUGACGACGACGAUGUUGACUUCUCGCCUCGCGAGUCACUCUGUCUCCUCUUCGUCCUUUUCUCGAGUUGCUGCCGUCGCCGAUAGAAGAGCAGCUCAACCAACAAGAUACGAUUCCAGUUGGAAACAACAACAACAACGACACCCAUUUCCCCUCCGGCCAUCGAGGAAGGCAAAGUUGCUCCUGAGUGGUAGCGAUAGCAGCAAAAUAGAAGUGAGAAUACAAAGGAGAAGAGCAUUUGUUCGUAGUACUACUAAUGACGGUAGUAACAACCACCAACAUCUUGAGGAGAAGGAGGAGCGGGAGGAGGAUUUUGAAAAGAAAACGAGAGAAGAAGGAAAAGACUGGGAACGAAAACUCUUUAACGUGGACGAUGGAAAUGAAAGUAUUACUAUUGGAAAAAUAUGGGCAGUACCGUGGUCUCUGUCGCACGUCGUCGUGGUCAUGAUGCUCUGGAUGAUUUCAUUUCUGUGGGUCGGACAGUCUUUUGUACCUUGGGCGACAUUCCAUAUGGGUUUCGACGCAGAGGCGCUGACAAGUCGAGGCGUGGCGCUGUACUCUUUGUUUGCGGAUAUCGCAGCGUGUGUGGUUGGGAUAUUUUGCGUGUGGUUCGGGACGAGAAAGUAUCAAGAAGAGUUGAAAAAUACGAAUUGGUUUCGGGUUACGUUUGAAUCAGUCGAAGAGUUCAAACGGUGUUCGAAAGAGACUCUUUUGUUUGUGGCGACGUUUCCUCUCGUGAAUCUCGUCGCGGAACUGAACUCAAAACUGUGCGAUUAUUUUGCAAACGGUGGAACAAUUUUUAGCUUACGCGGCAUCUUGACAUCUUUAUUCGGAGGUAAUGGUUCCAGUACUCAACUGACAACCACUCCAGUGGUGGUAAAUCCAUCAAAUUUUGAGCGCGUGGCUAUGAGCGGAGACGGCGUCUCCGUAUUAUUCUACGCCGUCUUAGUCGCUGUGGUUGCCCCUAUUUGGGAAGAGGUAAUCUUUCGCGGCUUCCUCAUGCCAUCUUUGACGAAAAAGUGGCGCGUAUCCACCUCCAUAUGUCUUUCUAGCUGUAUAUUUGCUCUGGCACACUUUUCGAUGGACCGUUUCCUCCCACUCACGGCGCUUUCCGUGGCGCUCAGUAUUCUUUACGUCCGAACUCGAAACGUCGUCGCACCUAUCGUGCUUCACGCCUUGUGGAAUGCUGCGGCUGUUUUAGAAGCCACGGACGCGUUUGAUGUUUUGUUAGAGGGUUUGUUAGAAGCGUUGGGUGUUUUAGUUGGAGCUUAA
Messenger RNA from Bathycoccus prasinos, 1272 nucleotides. RefSeq lists its product with no specific name. Gene Ontology annotation, cellular component: membrane. Gene Ontology annotation, molecular function: metalloendopeptidase activity. Gene Ontology annotation, biological process: CAAX-box protein processing. The record is from RefSeq and is a predicted model, not a curated record. The transcript has a single exon. NCBI's taxonomy places the organism in Eukaryota, Viridiplantae, Chlorophyta, Mamiellophyceae, Mamiellales, Bathycoccaceae. Bases 1 to 1272 code for a protein of 423 amino acids.